Closterium sp. NIES-65 is the source of this 426-nucleotide messenger RNA. Lineage: Eukaryota; Viridiplantae; Streptophyta; Zygnematophyceae; Desmidiales; Closteriaceae. The record is from the annotation of a GenBank genome assembly.
AUGUUCGUCAUUAAAGAUCUCGUGGUGGAUAUGACUCAGUUCUACCAGCAGUAUAAGUCCAUCGAGCCGUGGCUGAAGACCAAGAAGCUGCCGGAAGAUGGAAAGGAAUUUCUUCAGACUAAGGAAGACCGGGCUAAGCUUGACGGCAUGUAUGAGUGCAUCCUGUGCGCGUGCUGCAGCACCUCGUGCCCCAGCUAUUGGUGGAACCCUGAGAAGUACCUCGGACCGUCUGCGCUUCUGAAUGCCAACAGGUGGAUCAUGGACAGCCGUGAUGAGUAUACCAAGCAGCGGCUUGAUGAUUUGAAUGAUCCAUUCAAGCUGUACCGUUGCCACACCAUUAUGAACUGCACCAAGGCGUGUCCCAAGGGGUUGAGUCCAGGAAAACAGAUCGCCAACAUCAAGCGCCUGAUGGUGACCAAAAGCUGA